This is a messenger RNA of Falco peregrinus (peregrine falcon), 10454 nucleotides long. RefSeq names its product prolactin receptor (gene PRLR). Gene Ontology annotation, cellular component: external side of plasma membrane; signaling receptor complex; membrane. The transcript has 16 exons. The coding region runs from base 646 to 3141 and encodes 831 amino acids. Gene Ontology annotation, biological process: cytokine-mediated signaling pathway. The record is from RefSeq and is a predicted model, not a curated record. NCBI's taxonomy places the organism in Eukaryota, Metazoa, Chordata, Aves, Falconiformes, Falconidae. Gene Ontology annotation, molecular function: cytokine binding; cytokine receptor activity.
ACGUGUACAAGUACACAGAGUUGUAUUUCUCCUACAGCUGCCAAGCUGAGUAUUUUGCAGUCAGAGCUGUAAACCUUAAAGGCUUGCUCUUUGUUUAUCUUUAUGCUUUGGGGUCUUUUUUCCCCACUUUCUUUCUGGAUUUUUUAAUAUUAUUUUUUUUUUUUAAUAUAUGUGAAACUCUUUCAAAUGCUGGAUUUUCCAGUCCUUGUUCAGGAAGCAUUCAUGAAUUGACAUGGGUCAGCAUACUUUUCGUUACCAGGCGAAAAGUUAUGUUUAACACAGUUUGUGCUUCAAAAAUGGAUUAAAAUACAUGCUAAAUCUCCAGCAGUGAUUCUUUAGAGGACAGAGCAAUGCUGUAUUCACUUCUGCAUGAUUAAUUCUUGAUGACGAAAGAAAUAAUGAAAUCACUCCAAAGUAAAGUGGCCAACAAAGAUGAGAAGAAGGGGAAAAACCACAACACUGCACUUCAACCAGGAGAUCUGGCGUCAGAGAAGGUUUCUGAAAUCAGUGGAGGCUGCCUGAGAACUGAGCCUGAUUAUCAAGUGAUCUGACAUUCAUGAAAGAGGAACAAAAAUCUUCCUCACACACAUGAAUCCUUUCGUGACCCCUUGAUCUGAUAUUUCCUCCUGAGGAGAAGCAGACAUCAUGAAGCAGAAAUUGACAUUAUCAGUUCAAAUUACUUUGCUGCUCACUGUGGCUGCAGUGGGUCUGACUGGUCAAUCACACCCUGGAAAACCUAAGAUAAUAAGGUGUCGUUCUCUAGAAAAGGAAACCUUUUCUUGUUGGUGGAAGCCUGGCUCAGAUGGAGGACUUCCUACCAGUUACACCCUGUUCUACAGCAAGGACAGUGAAGAAGACAUCUAUGAAUGUCCAGACUACCAAACAUCAGGUCCCAAUUCCUGCUACUUUGAUAAAAACCACACAACUCCCUGGACAACAUAUAAUAUCACUGUAAUGGCAAUGAAUGAGAUUGGAAGUAACCGUUCAGAUCCUCAGUAUGUGGAUCUAACCUCCAUAGUUCAGCCAGAUGCUCCUGUGAACUUCUCUCUAGAAAAACAAACAUCUGCUAGCAUGAAGUACCUUUGGGCAAAAUGGUCUCCACCUCCAUUGUCUGAUGUCAGCUCUAAUUCACAUGUGUAUCACUAUGAGCUACGACUAAAACCUGAGGAAAAGGAAGAGUGGGAGACAAUAUCUGUUGGAGUGCAGACGCAGUACAAACUGAUUGGACUGCAAGCUGGGGUGAAGUACGUUGUUCAGGUGCGUUGCAGGUUGGACCUUGGAGAAUGGAGUGAGUGGAGCUCUGAAAAACACAUUCAGAUCCCCAAUGGAGAGUCACUUCCUGAAAAGCCUACAAUAAUAAAAUGCCGUUCUCCAGAAAAAGAAACAUUUACUUGUUGGUGGAAACCUGGUGCAGAUGGAGGACAUCCUACUAACCACACUUUGCUUUACACCAAAGAAGGAGAAGAACAGGUUUAUGAAUGUCCAGAUUACAGAACUGCAGGCCCCAAUUCAUGCUACUUCAAUAAAAAGUAUACAUCUUUCUGGACCAUAUACAAUAUUACUGUGAAGGCAACUAAUGAAAUGGGAAGUAAAGUCUCUGAUCCUCAUUAUGUGGAUGUGACUUACAUAGUACAGCCUGAUCCUCCUGUGAACGUAACUCUGGAAUUAAAAAAGUCAAUAAAUAGAAAACCAUAUCUGGUCUUGACAUGGUCUCCACCCCCGCUGGCUGAUGUCAGAUCUGGAUGGCUUACCCUUGAAUAUGAGUUGCGACUAAAGCCUGAAGAAGGAGAGGAAUGGGAAACUAUUUUUGUUGGACAGCAAACACAAUAUAGAAUGUUUAGUUUAAAUCCCGGAAAGAAGUACAUUGUACAGAUUCAUUGCAAACCAGACCACCAUGGAUCAUGGAGUGAAUGGAGCUCAGAAAAGUAUAUUCAGAUCCCUACCGACUUUAGAGUAAAAGAUAUGGUUGUGUGGAUCAUCGUUGGUGUCUUGUCGUCUCUUAUAUGUUUAAUCAUGAGCUGGACAAUGGUUUUGAAAGGGUACAGAAUGAUAGCCUUUAUCCUACCACCAGUUCCAGGACCAAAGAUAAAAGGUAUAGAUACACAUCUGUUAGAGACAGGAAAAUCUGAAGAAUUACUGAGUGCCCUUGGUUGCCAUGGUUUCCCUCCAACAUCAGACUGUGAGGAACUGCUGAUAGAAUAUCUGGAGGUAGAGGACAGUGAGGAUCAGCAACUCAUGCCAAGCCAUGGCAAUGGUCAUCCCAGUAAAAAUGCAAAAAUGAUACUCAAGGAAACAGACAGUGACUCAGGCCGAGGGAGCUGUGACAGCCCUUCUCUUCUUUCUGAGAAGUGCAGGGAGUCCCAUGCCCUUCCAUCAACACUUCAAAGACAAGACCUAAGAGACAUCCAAGAAAAUAAAAGAGGAAAAAGGAGCUGGGAAACUCAAUGUAUAGCCUCAGAACAGAAAAUACUCCUUUUUAACAAUGAGAGUACAAAAUCAUCCACAUGGCCUGCAGCUCAGUUACCUAAUAAUCAGCCUCCUGUGUUUGCCUACCACAGUACUGUAGAUGCACCUAAGAUAACACUGGGUACCACAAAUGUGAACAUUGCACCAGUUUUGGUGGGAAAUGAAGAAAAGCAUCAGUCACAAUAUCCUAUCACUGAAACUGUCUACGAUGACAUGGAAAAGCAAAGAGAGAUGGAAAAUUUGCAUUCCAAAACUGACCAAACCACAGUGCAGGUCAAACAAAGCAGACCUAAUGACAAGUCACCUUUUUUGAAUCCUAAACUAAUGGAUUAUGUAGAAGUUCACAAAGUCAGACAAGAUGAGGAGCCAGCAGUAGUACUGAAACAUAAAGAAAAUAGUGGAAAGACUGAAAAAUACACUGUUCCAGGAACCAGCAAAGAAUACACCAAGGUCUCAACAGUUGUGGACCAUAAUAUUCUAGUAUUAAUGCCAGACUCACGCACGCAACACACAUCUGUUUCUCAAGAACCUGCAAUGGAAACAUCUUGGAACAUUCAGCAAAGUCAAGCUGAGAAAAAUAUGAGCUACUGUCUGACAGUUCCAAGCGAGUGCAAAAGAGAGGCCAGUGGAUCAGAGUAUAUGGACCCAUCUUCCUUUAUGCCCUCCUUUAAAUAAUUAGUAGUUAGUACAGUACGUACUUAGUAGUUAGGUACAGUAAAACAAAACCACAUAGCAAACAGUACCUUAAAAAAGCCUAGCCUCCUAUGUGUAUUAUACAAAGAAUAAAACAAACUGUGGGUUUAGGUAAUAAUCAUGGAAGUAAACAUUGAAUCAUUAAACAUUUCUGACACAGGGAAAUAAGGCAAUGGGUAUUACCUGCUAUGAAAAAUACAUUGUAAGCUAAUCAUUCAGCACUGCAGGUCUUCUAUUAGUUGAUUAAACUUGAGUGAAUACUGCAGAUUCAACAAAGAUAAAAAUUGUCAUGAGUCAAUCAGUACACCAUAGAUAAAUCAUUGCACAACAGCAUUCUCAUCUACAAUGUAUUUUCUUCUGAACACAUUCUGACACUAGAUUAAGUUUUCUUUAUAAUUUUCCUCAAUCCUUAAGAAAAAAGGAGCUGUUAUAUAGAAAUCAUAAAUAAAAAAGAAACAAAUUACAGUAAAAUAACAAAUCCUUCUAAAUAUAUUUUUGCUUUGUUUCAAUCUGACGGAAAACUUUCCAUCUCGUUCAUAUCCCACUCCAAACAAACCUCGAAAAAAAAUAGCAGGACAGUAUUUUAUAUACUGCCUUAGUGUACAUAAUAUACAAAUCUACUGUAGUACAAGUCCAUAUGUUUAACAAUGUAUUUUUAAUGGCUAUUUUUCUAUUAUCAAAAAAAAAGCAAAGCAAAAUAAAAUGUUUUUAAUUUCCCAAUGCUAUCUAGCUACUUAGGAACUUUAUUGUUCCCUUCUGCUGAGAGAGCAGUAACAAGUAAAGCUACCAUUUCUAGACAAAGCAUAAAAUUAAACUUUAUACUAAUUAAUAUGAAGUAUUUUUAAACUAUAUUUCUAAUAUAUUGCAGAUGUAUUACUAUUUGAAUUAUAAAUUAUUUGUUUCACAUGUUUUUAUCACCUGUAAUUAUAAAAUUAGAAUAGAAUCUCGGUUUUGAGAGCAAAGCUUCUUUUCCACUGAAUUUGUACUCUGAUGCUAAUCACUAAUGGAAUGGUGUUCUCCUGCAUCCUUAAGGCAUUGCACUUUUCUUUGAGCCUGGAAUGCAAGUCUGAAGUCAACUUUUUCAUAAUGAACUUAUCAACAUUAAUUUUGGAAUCCAGCCUCCAAAGUCAAAGAUAGAAGGCAUAAAGUCUGAGUCAGAGUUCUGCUGAAAUAGCAGUGGGAAUGAGGAAGGGAGUCCAUGUACUUGGGCUGGACAGAUGUCCCCGAAACAGCAGUGGGAACAGUGAGGAUUCCUCAUAUUCCAUGUAACAGAAGGCAGAAUCACAAUGAUACUGGAAUGGCUCUGAACUUUCAAUGGUCCUUCCUUCUUGAAACAAAAGUUUAAUUUACUCCAGGAAAGUAUGACCAAGUGAUGCCUGAUUAAAACCUGACCAAGUAUUUAGCCAUUAUCACUAGCUUCAGGGGAAACUGGAAACAUAAGGUAAGGGAAUGGUACUGUAUGUGUGAAGGAAAGUGUAUUUACUAUAGGUAAGCUGUCUUCUGUACUUGUCCUUCCUGAACAGCUUUAAAUUCCUCCAGCUUUUCAUGAUUUUACGCACUGGUAGCCUUCCUGCACUAUCAGGUAACCUGCUGCAGACCCAGCCAAAAGAGACUUUCAGAUUCUGAAGGUCCCAGGUGGCCAAUCUAAUUUGGCAAAUCAGAUUCUUGCCUUGUACCAUCAGGCCAUGGAAUCGCUCAAGUACAGAUCAGUUGAGCUGAGCUGCCUAGCCCUUCUGCUGGCAGGACUUUAGACUUCAACUAGCUACCUGUGUGUCUGUAAACAUAUGUGUUAGUGUAUACUAUAACAUUUACUUUAGGCAUCAGAUUUCAAGUCUGCUUCCUCUACACAGGCAACAUACUGCCCACUUCCAGAGCUUGAUCAGAGCAAUCUCAUUGCUCUGCUGAAUGUGUAGGGAGGUGUCUUAGAUUCUUAAUUCAGCCACUUAUUUAACACUUGAAGACAUGAAGUGGCUACUCCAGAGGGCAGCCAAAUGUAAAAUUUUGUUCAGUUAUAGUUAACAAGACAAUUUUCCGGUAGAUAUACUAUUUGUAGUAUAUCUCAUAUAUUUUCUAGAGAUGCUAAAAGUACUGCAAAGAAACUACCAACUUAUCUCAAAUCAGGAAUGUUUUGCAGGGCAGCAACUUGUGUGCAUGCAUGUAUGUCAGUUGGUAAUAUACUCUUUCCGACAGAGCUUCAUUUACACUUCUGUUUUCUGACUGAAUCUGGCAGAGCUGUUCCGGUUCAGGCACAUUCUCUUUAUUUACACAAAUAGCCAUAUCUGAGCCAAGCCGUUGUUUUCUAUAUCUAAUGCUGCGCAUAAAGGCAUGCUGCUACAGGCCUUCUGUGAUGCAUCUUGUGAUGCAUAGAGGCUAUAGAAUCUUACCAAACCACAGCCCAAAGAUUUUCCUUAUGCAGUGGAUUUCUUAGGGUAAAACAAAACACAGGGGAUGACACUGAUGCUGUAAACCAAAGAAAUCAGGGGAUAAGUGUCAGCAGCAGGCUGUUCCUGUCAUAUUGAUAACUUUGGACCUGAGGCAAACAGACACAACUUUUAGCAGAUUUUAAGUGUGUGAUUCAUCCUGACUACCUGCUGGUAACUAUAGCAUACCUCCAGUAAUUCACACAGAAAGAGAACUGAGUGGAAGGUUUUCUAUGCUUUGCCAUAAAAUGGUACUGAAGCUGCAAAAUAGCUGUAGCCUAAAUUACACUGUGAGGUGUAGAUUCUCUCCCACCUUUGCUGAUUAAUGUCUCAAUAUGCCAAAGACAUGGCUUUCUAUGAAGGGGGAAAUUCAGCCAGAGUGGAAAAGGCGCAUUUGCUCAUUGCUCCCAGGUAGCUAAGCUUUUUGAGGGAUUUGCUAGCUAAACACAAUUUGAACACAAUUUUCAUAAACAUAUUCCAUUCUUUAAGCUGGACCAAUCUGCAGGUUGAUUAUUGUUCCCUUGGAUCUGAUUUUAUUUUCCAAAACACCUUGUUGCUCCCAAGGUGGGAGCAAUACCUGAAAAUGCCCUUUAACAUCUGAAAGGACAUCAAGAAGGGAAUAAACUACUGUUCUGUAAAAUCAGAAUAACCUUCAGCUAAGUGUGUGGGCCUUUGGAUGUUCAAAUACUUCAUUCUUUCUGUUUGCAACAAUAUUUUUGCUUGGAGCUCUUAAGAAAUAGUUUUUUAUAAGGAAAUAGAUGAGAUUUUGCAGCAGUUGUACACAUUGUAAAAUUAUGACACACCACUGGGGAAUAACAGGCUGUGGACACCUCCUUUGAUAUAUGGAGAAAUGAACUAUGUAACAGAAUUUACCUGAGGAACAGGGAUUAGCCCUCUAGCUCUUGCACUAUUAGUCAACCUUCUCACUUGGAACAAUUAUUUGAAAAGUUUGAAUGAUGUUUUCAAUGUCAAAUUUAUGCAUGUGUCACUUGAAGCAUGAAUUACUUUUCAUAGCAUAAAAGCCCUAAAAGGAAGCAUAAAGGCUCUUCAGAAGUAAUUGAUUUUAUAAAAUUCAUGAAAUCAAUUUUUUUUUAAUUAAUUACCUUUCCUUCGGACUCAGACUAGUUUUAUGAGCAGUUUUUCUUCAGUAUUGACAAAUAUGACUCAUUAUCUAAAUUUUGUAAUUAAGACUUUUUUCCUCAGCAAAGACAGACUUGAUGUAUAAUUUUAGUGUCUCAGUGACUUCUAAAGAAAUAGGAUUUAUUGACGCAGGGCAUGUGCUCCCAAAACUCACUGUCACAUAAGACGCAGGCUUGAAGGAUGAUCAUGAUGAUACUGUGUAACUACAAAGAUUAUAUAAUAAAAAUGCAGCAAACUGACCUUAUAUAAUACAAGUAAAAGGAUGUAUGUGUUUAUAGAAUAAACUGUAAAACAAAUAUGUAAUUGAUUUAUGUUAGAGCAGUGAAUUUUGUGCUAUAGCUGAUUUUGUCUCUGUUUAAAUGGCUGGAAAAUAUACAGUUGCUUUAAAUGUCAUUUAAGUAUUCAAAGUGUAGUGACAGCAGGUGUUCAAACUGAAUAAGCAGAAUGUGUGAUCUCUGAAGCAUUGUAUAUGUGGGGUUCACGUCAAUGUAUUUAAUAAUUUUUCAUUAACUGUAAACAAUUUGAGGUUGUUGUGCAAGGAAGCAGAAGUCAUCUAAGCCAGUUGAUAGAUAUUAGACAUCUUCUACAAAGCCAUAAAGACAAAUGAAAUGAAAAAGUGUCAUCAGAUCAGGCAUCAUAUUCUCAAAAAUUGCUACCUCAGAUUUUUUUUUUUUUUUUUUUGCUCCCUUUAAAAAGGCAGACAAAAGCAUUUUACGUUGUGUGUCAAACUGUGAAUCAUUCUAUCAAGAUUUUAUAAAAUCUGUAAUGGUCAAAUUAUUUUUGUUAACUAACAGUUUGCCAUGGAAUCAUCACUUGUCUCACACUGGUAGUACUAGGAUGGGAAGUUUCAGAUGUGUAGAUGAAAUAUUUUAAUAUGAAAAAAUAACAAAGAAAAAUCCAUCUUGCAGGGAAAGCAUACUAACCAGCUUGGCAGCCAAGUGCCAGUUCCUUUCCUGGGCUGAAAAGUUUUUUGCCAUUGCCUGUGUGUUCAGUGCUCUAGGACUGAAUGGGCUGCAUUGUCAGAGAUGCUCUCAUUCUGGAACUCAGCAAUGGAACUAAGCAUUUAUCCGUACUUGCUAUUUAGAAAGACCUGUUUUCAGCUGAGUUCCUGAGAAGUAAAUCUUUAAAUUCUGUCCCUAAAUGAGUGAAUAUGGAGACUAGCCCUGCUCUCAACUAUGCCAAACCCUCCAGACUCACAUUCCUGUGGGUAUGGAAAGAUGGACUGAAUUACAUUAAUUGGAACAAUCCUGUGCCCUGCCUUGAAAACAAUUUUGAAACAAAUAAGGGAAUUUCUUUGUCUUUUCUGUGUAUGUCAAGCAGAAGAUCAAAGAUAUAUAUCAAAGAUAAAUACAGAAAUACAUAAUAUAUGGGGAUAGAAAAAGCUUAAUGAUGGGAAGAGGGACAUGGUGUCUGUGGCAGAAUGGAAGAGGAGUACAGUCACUAUAGGAGGUACAUAGGUAGAUAAUGAGAGAAAUCAGAGCAGAUAAACAUGCAUUUUUCACUACAGCUGAGGACAGAGGGAGGGAGAGUGGAAAAUGGAAGCAAAAGGAUCAAAUGUAAGAGUAGACAGGAAAAAAUGAGUAGUAGAACUGAGAGGAGUGAUAAAUGAGUCAGUGCAAAAAAAAAGGAAGAGAAGAAAAUAGUGUGAUAUCAGAAGUGGGGAUAUGCACAGCUACCUGAGACGGUCCACAUAAGCAGUAAAGCCUUAUUAAACACUAAAGAGUGGUAAAAAGCUGAAACCAGCUACUACAGAUCAGCUAUUAUAUACGUGUAGAAAAAGCCCUGUACAUAAGAAGUUGUCAUGCACUUUCUAUCAGUUACAGGACUUUCUUCCACGUAUCUGAUGCUGGUCCUGGGCAAACAGAAUGCUUGGAGAGCUAGACCCCUCAUCCGAUCUGCUGUUGCAUUUCCUAUAUUUCUAAGGAAAAAAAUCAAGAGAAAUAAAGUGUACUACACUGUUUUUAAAAGCAACCUUCAAUUAGUAAGACAGAUCUACAGAUGAGCGGUAUUUAUCCAUUUACAUUGUCUCACGUAUAUGCCUAUCAUUCUUAAGCAUUCUUCUAUUUUUUAUUUAUUAAAGAUAAUGUAAUGACCUAGAAGGUCCAAGAGAAAAAAGGACUUCGUGGAUACCACUAAUUGGUCUCUUGGCAUUUCUGGGCAUUGUUUAGUUUGUAUCUGUGACAAUGUAUCUGUUAACAUUUUCCUUAAUCAGAAAGUCCCUGUCUUGGUGAUAGAUUUGGAAAAUUACGAAGUCAGGCUUAAAAUACAUCUAUCCCAUUUAAGCUAAGUUUUUAAGAGAAACUAUUAUAGCUGUCAAAAGUAAUGAAGAAAAAUACCUGAAUUAGUUGUGUGACCUCUUGUAGUGCUAAUACGCUAAAAGCUGGGCUUAUACUCAAGACAUUGGUGAGCAGAGCAGUUAGGUAUAAGGAAGUCUUUUUCUGUAUCUUCCUCUUUUAUUUCUGGAAGGUUUAACAUCCUGUUCUACUUUGUGAUGCUGCUUGUCCUGGAAUUUGUCUUUUUUAAAAAAAAAAAAAAAACAACGCUGCUUUUGGGUCUGGUUUUGUGAGCUGCUGGGUACCUUUACCUCGUUUUGACAUCAGUACAAACGGAAAAAUUUCACUUCGAUUCCUAGAAAGACUGCAAAGGUCUGUUUUACAGAGUAGAAUUUGUAAAGGAAGCUGGAAAUCUUCAUAGAAGUCACUUGUAGAACAUACCCUUUCAGUAGGACAGAAAAUUAUAUAUGUCUAGGAAGAGGCAGAUUUUUCUCCGUGCAGAAAUAUGUCCAACUGUACUUUGUAAUGUUCAUAAUGCUGUAGACUACUCUUAAUUCUCAUCCCCAUGUCCUUCAUUCCAAAAGUAAGUGGAAACUACUGCUCAGCCACACUCACAGCUCUUGGGUUACUUUAGUGUUGUUUAUUUUUCAUCUUGGAAAGUUGUUUUUUUUUCUGACUAUAAAAAACAUUCAUCAUCUGGAAUAACACAACCAUCUGUUCCAUAUAUGCAUUAUAUUGCUGAGAGAUACUCAGCACUAUCUGGGCUUCUGAAAUCUUUAUAUUGUGCUUCAUAUUUUUUUUAGUCAUUGUGUAAAAUACAGCAGUACAGAGGGUGCUGAUCUGAAAAAGUACCACCCAGAAAAAAUUUGUCACCAGCCAUUAACUAAUUGCAUUUGUUCAAAUUUCUGUCAUGGCAUUAAGUGCAGGGAACAGUCUGUAGAACCUCCUUGCCUUAUUGUGCCAGCAAUUCUCACAAAGAAACAUAUUUAUAAAUUAAAUUGCAUGUUCUGAAUAAUAUGCAGAAUAAACGGUAUACUUCCCAGCAGAGAAAGAAGUGAUCCAAUAUUUAAUGCAAACUUACUUCCAUUUGCAUAAAUCAUUUCAUUGCUAGCUUUGCAAUACAAGCUAGGCAUUUUUUCCAUUACAGUUUCAGAAUUUGUAUGCAAUCUGGAACAUUCAAGUUAUUGUAGUGUCAUUGCUGUAGCAACAGAAUUACUUGAAGCACAAUUAUUUUAUGAAACAGAUCCAAAUGUUCUGUAAAUUUCCAAAAUUUAAAAAAAGACUAUAGAAAGUAGAUUUCAUAUGUAGUAUGUACAUUGGUUGGAGAAUACUGGUAUAAGAAUAGUUACUCAGGAAUUCUUCAUUGUUUCUAAGUGUAUCUGAAGGACAAUGCUUUAAAAUGCAUUUUUUAAGUUCUUAAUAUUGAAAAUGCUGGCUUUAAUAAAAUCUACUAGCAAUUUCA